Molecule: messenger RNA, 1988 nt
Organism: Dermatophagoides pteronyssinus (European house dust mite)
Lineage: Eukaryota; Metazoa; Arthropoda; Arachnida; Sarcoptiformes; Pyroglyphidae
Source: RefSeq, a predicted model, not a curated record
AUUUUUUCGAAAGCACUUUGCAAUAUUUCUCACAUCUAUAAAUGACUUUUUCAAAUAAUUUAUCAUGUUUUAUGAUUCAUCAACAAUCGCAAAUGCAAUGGAUCAUAUUGAAAUUUCUCCUGUAAAUGUUAGUCAACAACAAGGUCGCCAAAUAGAAUCACAAACACAUAUAUCUUUAUGUGUAAUAUGCAAACAGCCAGUUCAAAUUCUUCAAAAUAAUGAUCAACAGAUUUCAAUCGGCGCAAAUUGGAAAAAUAUUAAUGAAGACAAAAAAAUCGUUUGUCUUCAAUGUCAGAAAUUUUAUAAUGAAUCUAUCGAAUUGUCAAUCCAUUCAAAAUUCAAAUGUAUUUGUGACGAUAAUGUCAAUGAUGCAAAAUCUUUUGAUCAUUCAUUACAUUGUGAUUAUUGUCGUUUUAAUAGAAUAAAUCAAUUAAGAUCGAUUCUAAAAUCCGAUAAUAAUUCAUCCAAAAUCACUGUAAUAUCAGAGUCACGAUGUAGACGAAUUGAAACCAUAACCGGUGGGUAUGCAGGAAGGCAAUCAAUAAUUUAUCACACAAUAAAUAAUGAUGAUGUCAAUGAUAUCAUUGUUAAAAAACAGCCACCGAAAACCCAACAACAAACAGUGAAACAUCGAAUCAAUAAUAGCAAUAUUAAAACUAUUAAAAAAUUAAUUUUUCUUUCGUCAAAUUCCUUGUCAAUGUUUCCAUUUAUUUCUCAGACACCCGUUUCAACUCAACAAUCAAAUACACAUGAUUCACUCAAUCCGAUGAUCGUCAAUGCUCCAAAAUCUAACUCAAUUGAGCAUCAUCAACAAAUCCAACAGUCUUCUACUACACCAUUGUCAAUACAAUCACAACAAUGUUCUAAAUAUGUCAACUCAAUUCUGAAAAAAACUCAAUCUACAACUGUGAACAAUAAAAAUGGCCCGAACAAGAGCUCAAAAUUAUCUAAUCGUACGAGUAAAAAGAAUUUCGGACAGCAAAGAAAUGUUGCAAAAUAUCGUUUGUUAGCAAACAAGCCAGAAAAAAAUAAACAACCGAAUGAUCUGGCUAUUCUGGACUGUUCAAUGAAUGAUAAAUUUCAAUCAAAUCGAUUUACAAACUUUUCACUAGUUCAAAAUCCCGUGGAUCUUGAUCGAAAAUUGUCGGAAGCCUUAGCCGGCCUGGAUUCCAAUCGUAUUUCAAAGUACCGUUGUCCAUUGGAAGAAUUAUUUCAUAAUUGGACAUUUUUUAUCGAUCAUAUCAGUAUGAUUUAUUGGUCUUGUUUUGGACCGAACCAAUUACGAAUCGAAUUGUUUAUUAAGAAAUUUUGGUCAUUUAUGAAUGAUUUUCUAUGUUUAUAUCGCUGUGAUCAGAUUAAUGAUCAUGCCGUGAUUGCAUUGGUAAAAUCCAUACAGGUUGAAUCGAACAUAUCUAUCAAUCAGAUUUUACUAUUGAAUAUAUGUUGGCUUAAAUUUGGACCAUAUAGCAGCCAUCGUGAUUCAAAAUCAAGCUCACAUCCUUGGUGGAUAACAAUUAAACCAUUUUUAUCCAACAUAGAUAAUGAUACCAACAAAAAAUCGAAAUUAUUGACAGAAGCAUUAGAUAAUAUUGGUUCUAUAGCUGAUCGUUUUCAUAUAAACGAUAUUGAAUUGGCAUUAGUUUCAACAAUUCUUUUACUUAAACAUUGUGACAAUCAAUCGAUAAAAAUGAUGACAAUGAAUGAUAAUGUCGCCUGUCAUGUAUGUCAUCGCCCAAUGUUUCGUUUACAACAAUUAUUCGUGGCCAUGUUGGAAUUGUUUGUCGAUGAUCAUCAACAAUUAAAUAAUGUGAAUGAUUAUGAUUCAGCUGGAUUAUCAAAUACUGUUUCUGCUGGUCAUAGCGGCAGUACUAAUGGUAGUUUAACACAAUUAAUGUUAUUUCUGUCACCAGAAUUAGAAUAUUUUUUUGCUUUAUUAAAUGCUUGAUUUUUUAAAUAAAUGUUUGAAAUAAAAUAAAAAAUAAAAACAA